AUGAGCCAAUCAGCGAUCGGCCACACAUUUCACAAAUCUGAUCCGUGUCAGUCUCCAACGGCAGCAACAGCAGCGGCGAGGGCGCCUCCGAUUCUGGGCGCUUCCCGACACCACAGUCCGGUACAGUCCGACCACUGUACCGGCCUGACGUGGCCCUACUCGAGUCUCCAGCCGCUCCGACUCGAAGGAAGCAGCAACGCCUGGAGGCUCCAGUCUCAGGUCGUCCAGACAAGCAGCACGGGCGCAACAGUCGACGAAUCUGGACUGUCGAAGCCCGGCGAUGGCCUCCACGUACGUGAACUGCGACUCCGAUCACCUGUGGCCCUCACAGUCAUGAUAGUUUUUCUGCUCGACUCGAGAUCCUUUUUCGACUCCUGA
Messenger RNA from Phytophthora nicotianae INRA-310, 378 nucleotides. RefSeq lists its product as hypothetical. The transcript has a single exon. Lineage: Eukaryota; Oomycota; Peronosporomycetes; Peronosporales; Peronosporaceae. Bases 1 to 378 code for a protein of 125 amino acids. The record is from RefSeq and is a predicted model, not a curated record.